Sphenostylis stenocarpa is the source of this 1419-nucleotide messenger RNA. Lineage: Eukaryota; Viridiplantae; Streptophyta; Magnoliopsida; Fabales; Fabaceae. The record is from the annotation of a GenBank genome assembly.
AUGAGUCUCAUUCGCUGGUCUUUUAUCCUAUGGAUUACCAUGAUUCUUUAUAUCCAUAAUUGGGAUAAUGUGGAAGGAAGAUACCACUAUCACAAGGGGCAGAAUAUAAGUCCCCCUGCUAAGUCCCCUACACCAGAGAAACCUUCUUCACCUCCUUCCAUUUCCCCUGGUGUUCCCUCUGACCCUUAUCCCAAUGAUCCUGGGGAUUCCCCUUCAAAUUGCAUUUUCGAUGUAAGAUCCUUUGGGGCAGUUGGAGAUGGUUCUGCUGAUGACACAGAAGCAUUCGUGGCAGCGUGGAAAGCAGCUUGCGCAGUAGAGUCAGGGGUCCUUCUUGUUCCAGAAAAUUACUGUUUCAAGAUAACUUCAACUAUCUUUACAGGUCCAUGCAAGCCUGGACUAGUAUUUCAAGUGGAUGGUACUCUCAUGGCACCAGAUGGACCAGAAUCGUGGCCCAAGGAAGAUAGCCACAGUCAAUGGCUUGUGUUCUAUCGACUUGAUCAAAUGACUCUUACUGGGACAGGAACCAUAGAAGGCAAUGGGGAACAGUGGUGGGAUCUUCCUUGCAAACCUCACAGGGGCCCCGAUGGAAAAACUGUUUCAGGACCAUGUGAUAGCCCUACAAUGAUACGGUUCUUCAUGAGCUCCAAUUUGGUGCUGAGGGGGGUGAAAAUUCAAAACAGUCCUAUGUUCCACGUGAAAUUCGAUGGCUGCCAAGGAGUACUGAUAGACAAGUUGUCAAUAUCUUCUCCUAAACUCAGUCCAAAUACUGAUGGAAUCCACUUAGGAAACACAAAGGGUGUUGGGAUAUACAACUCUAUGAUAAGCAACGGGGAUGAUUGCAUCUCGAUUGGACCCGGGUGCUCAGAUGUGGACAUAGAGGGUGUUACUUGUGCUCCUACCCAUGGUAUUAGCAUUGGAAGCCUUGGAGUGCACAAUUCCCAGGCAUGUGUCUCAAACUUAACUGUUCGCAACACCAUCAUAAAGGAAUCAGACAAUGGCCUCAGGAUCAAGACAUGGCAAGGUGGAACGGGCUCAGUGACUGGCCUAAGAUUUGAAAACAUCCAAAUGGAGAAUGUGAGGAACUGCAUCAUCAUUGACCAGUACUACUGCUUGUCCAAGGAGUGUCUCAACCAAACUUCUGCAGUGCAUGUAAACGAUGUGAUAUAUAGGAACAUAAAGGGUACUUAUGAUGUGAGAACCCCUCCUAUACACUUUGCUUGCAGUGACACUGUGGCAUGCACCAACAUAACACUCUCUGAGAUUGAGCUUUUGCCAUACGAAGGGGAAUUACUAGAUGACCCUUUUUGUUGGAAUGCUUAUGGAACUCAAGAGACCAUGACUAUACCUCCACUUGAUUGCUUAAGAGAAGGUGAACCUGAUACAGUUGUGGAGCUCUCUGCAUAUGAAUGCAGGAGUUAA